AUGAGAUUUUCACAUUUCUUGCAGUACAACUCAGUACCGGAAUGGCAGAACCAUUAUAUGGACUACAGCCAAUUAAAGAAUCUCAUCUACACUUUACAAACAGAUGAAUUAAGACUAAAUGGUGAAUUAGAAGAUACAGAAAGCGGAAAUGGUGGUAAAUCAAAGGUCUUCGCUAAAAAAUUGAAGAAUAAACUUUUUUCCUCGAAAGCAGGCGGCUCCACUCCUUCUAAUAAUGCUAAUGGUGGAGGUGGUAUUUCUUCGCCACCGAAGAGUCCCGCAUUGGAGGGUUCCAAACCUGGAAAGGGUCCUGAAGAAAUGAUCCAGGAGGAAACUUUUGAAUUAGAUGAUCUGCAUACCAACAGCGCAGCUGCAGCUGCUCAAGCAGGAGGGGGAAGUUCCCCAGGAAUAGGAGUAGGUGCGCAGGGUGCCAAGAGUAGUCCUGUAAAAAGGUUCAGGGACAAGUUUUUCGAAUCCCGUAGAUCUUCAUUAUCCAGUGAAGGCAAAACACUUUUCAGUCCACAAGACGCCUUUUUGAACAAUCUAGCAGAGGAGAAAUUGAAAGUUGAUGAUUUUUACAAAAGGAUGGAAACCAAAUUUUAUGAAAAAUUUGAUACUUUAGUCAAAGAUUUAGAGAAAGGGGGCUUUUCACAUAACUUUGGAUCAUUCUUCCCCGAGGAACUGCCGGAGGAUGAUGUUGAAUUUACCAAAUUGCCUCCUAAUGCGGAUAACAGUGGAUUCCAGGACGUUGAAUUGCCAGAAGGGGAAUCUGGUGGAAUGAGCAUGGCACGCCGUGAAACAAGAGACACAAAGGAUACGAGGUCUGAUUAUUUUUCAGAGGAAGAUUUAGAGGAUGACUAUGACGAUUUGGAAGCGCAGGAUAAUACCGCGCUUCUAAAUACAAGCCAAUUGGAUGUGGAAACUCAAAAGAAAUCUAUUUUGAAGCAAUCGAUAACCUACCUUUACAUUGAUCUUUGCCAAUUGAAGUCGUUUAUCGAAUUAAAUCGUAUUGGAUUUGGUAAAAUUACAAAGAAAUUCGAUAAGGUUUUGCAUGCAACAACGAGAGAAGAGUUGAUUCAGAGUGGAGUUUUUUUCGCGGAUACUUACAUUUUCCAACCACAGACUUUAACCGCAUUAAACAGCAGGAUUGCUCAUUUGGUUGAAUUUUACGCUAUCAUUAAGGGAAGACAUGCAUAUUUGGAGGAUUGCAAACGUGAAUUGAAAAGUUUCUUGCAUGAUCACAUAGUUUGGGAAAGAUCAAACUCAUGGAAGGACAUGCUAGGUCUUUUGUCCCAAGAGAAAGAGCUGGAAAGUGAAACUGUUCAGGAGGGACGUUCUAAAUUAGCACUAGAGUACAAGAAAUUCAAAUUGCCUAAAUCGAUUAGUAUAUGGAAGUGGGAGUUUACACAUCUUUGGAUCCCAUCAUUCUUUUUCACUUGGAAAGCUCUCAAUAUUUCCAUCAUUUUCAUUUUCACUUUAAUCCUGAUGGUGGUCCCCACUUUGAAGGAUAAGGCAGAGCAUCGUUGUUUGGCAUUGGUGGAAUGUGUUGCAUUGCUAUGGGCCACUGAAAGUUUCCCACUUUUCACAACAGCUCUUUUCGUCCCCAUGCUUACAGUUCUUUUCAAGGUGUUGAAAGACAAUAACGGUAAAGUUAUGAAGGCACCGGCUGCAUCCAAGGAAGUUCUUUCGACCAUGUGGUCUUCAACAAUUAUGAUUCUUUUAGCAGGUUUUACCAUGGCAGAAGCGCUAUCUCAAUAUGAUAUAGCUAAGGUUAUUGCAUCCUGGUUAUUAUCCGCAGCAGGUACCAAGCCUAGAAAUGUUUUACUAAUGGCUAUGUCCGUGGUUUUCUUCCUUUCUAUGUGGAUCUCUAACGUCGCAGCCCCUACUCUAACGUAUUCCUUGAUGUCGCCAAUUUUGGGUGAAUUAGAUUGUACUGAUCCAUUUGCAAAGGCGUUGGUGUUCGGUGUUGCUAUUGCCGCUGAUAUUGGUGGUAUGGCAUCACCAAUCUCGUCACCUCAAAAUGUGGUUUCAAUGCAGUAUUUGAAAACUUAUAAUAUUGGGUGGGGUCAAUUUUUCGCAACUGCAUUACCUUGUGGUAUACUUGCCAUGCUUCUGUCAUGGGUGGUUAUCUUCACAACUUUUAAGGUAAAUCGUACCAAAUUGGAAAGAUUUAAGCCUAUUAAAGCAAAAUUUACAAUAAAGCAAUGGUAUAUCAUAGCCGUGUGUAUGGGUACCAUUCUGCUAUGGUGUGUGGAAGGUAAUGUAGAGCCUGCAUUCGGUGAAUCUGGUGAAAUUGCUGUAUUGCCAAUAGUUCUUUUCUUUGGUACUGGUAUUCUGUCGACUCGCGACUUUAACACUUUCCCCUGGAGUAUUGUCACGCUUGCCAUGGGUGGUAUUGCGCUUGGUAAAGCGGUUUCAUCCUCUGGUCUAUUAGCAACGGUGGCUCAUGCUCUACAAAGGAAAAUCCAAAACGAUGGUACCAUGGCUAUUCUUUGUAUCUUUGGUGUUCUAAUGCUUGUUGUGGGUACUUUUGUCUCACAUACCGUCUCAGCUAUUAUUAUCAUUCCAUUAGUGAAAGAGGUCGGUGACAAGUUAUCAGAUCCUAAAGCCGCUCCUAUCUUGGUGUUUGGUUGUGCAUUGCUAUCAUCUACUGGUUUGGCUUUGCCAUCUUCAGGUUUCCCGAAUGUUACCGCUAUUUCCAUGUAUGAUAAAAAGGGAGGUAGAUAUUUGGAUGUCAAUACAUUUAUGACAAGAGGUUUAGUGAUUUCACUCAUCGCAUUCUUAUGUAUCAUCACCAUGGGUUACGGUAUUAUGAAGAGUGUUCUCAAGGGUGUGGAUCAGCAGUAA
This is a messenger RNA of Zygosaccharomyces rouxii, 2844 nucleotides long. It is a transcript of the gene PHO90, whose product is annotated as SPX domain-containing inorganic phosphate transporter. The transcript has a single exon. The record is from RefSeq and is a predicted model, not a curated record. The coding region runs from base 1 to 2844 and encodes 947 amino acids. Gene Ontology annotation, cellular component: membrane. Gene Ontology annotation, biological process: monoatomic anion transmembrane transport; phosphate ion transport; polyphosphate metabolic process. Lineage: Eukaryota; Fungi; Ascomycota; Saccharomycetes; Saccharomycetales; Saccharomycetaceae. Gene Ontology annotation, molecular function: phosphate transmembrane transporter activity.